Molecule: messenger RNA, 1314 nt
Organism: Aspergillus tubingensis
Lineage: Eukaryota; Fungi; Ascomycota; Eurotiomycetes; Eurotiales; Aspergillaceae
Product: putative nucleotide-sugar transporter
Exons: 4
Coding region: 1-1314 (437 amino acids)
Biological process (GO): pyrimidine nucleotide-sugar transmembrane transport
Cellular component (GO): Golgi membrane; intracellular membrane-bounded organelle
Molecular function (GO): pyrimidine nucleotide-sugar transmembrane transporter activity
Source: RefSeq, a predicted model, not a curated record
AUGGCGAAUAAAGCUGCCGUUCCAUUCCUGGUGACGAUGAUGCUCGUCACCGGGGUGUGCAACACCAUCCUCAACAAAUACCAGGACAUGCAAUGCGUGUGGAAUUGCGACUCGCCCUAUCCCAAAUACCGUCGCACCUUCGAGCAACCCGUUAUCCAAACUAUUCAGAUGUUCACCGGAGAAAUGGGAAGCUGGCUGGUGAUUCUCAUGACCUGGCUAUAUCAACGGUAUCUUGCUCCGCGCUUGUCCAACAACUCUUCGCCUCUUCUAGCUGGUGGUUAUCACCCUGUCAACAAUACGGAAGGACUCGACGAUGAGGAAGAUUAUACCAUCAGAGGGCCAGAAGCUUCAGAUGAUGUCACGAAGCCCGCCACGCUAGCAGACGGUCGCGUUCACCUUCGAGGAUACAAGAUCUUUCUUCUUGCUGCACCAGCGUGCUGCGAUAUCGCGGGCACAACUCUGAUGAACGUCGGGUUGCUCUUUGUUGCUGCCAGUGUCUACCAGAUGACUCGCGGUGCCCUCGUUCUAUUCGUCGGCCUCUUCAGUGUUCUUUUCCUCCACCGCAAACUAUAUCUCUAUCAUUGGUUGGCGCUGUUCAUUGUGGUCUUAGGCGUUGCUCUGGUCGGUCUUGCAGGUGCCCUCUUCGCCGACAACCAAGGGCACGACGUCACCCAAGGAAGUGCUGCUGCCGUAGUGACCCAUGCUAUCCGAGAAGUCCAGGCAACAACACGGUCUCCGGAAGCACUGAAAGCUGUCGUUGGUGUGCUGCUUAUAGCCGCAGCCCAGAUCUUCACUGCGUCCCAAUUCGUUCUGGAAGAGUGGAUCUUGGAAAACUAUGAAAUGGACCCCCUCCAGGUCGUUGGCUGGGAAGGUAUCUUCGGGUUCUCUGUCACCGUCAUUGGCUCGAUCAUCUUGUACUUGACCAUCGGACGUACGGAGGCCGGCCGCUACGGCUACUUCGAUGCAAAGGAAGGAUGGAGCCAGGUUUUCCAUAACCGAGCAAUCGCCAUGUCCAGUUUCUUGAUCAUGAUCAGUAUUGGCGGAUUCAAUUUCUUCGGUCUCUCCGUCACCCACACCGUAUCCGCUACUUCCCGCAGUACUAUUGACACCUGCCGGACCCUCUUCAUCUGGCUCGUCUCCCUCGCUCUGGGCUGGGAGACCUUCAAAUGGCUACAAGUCGCCGGCUUCGCGCUCCUCGUCUACGGAACCUUCCUCUUCAACGAUAUUGUCCGCCCGCCGCUCAAAGCCUGCCUUCCUAGUUCUCGCCGCGACCAAGAGAUUCUUCUCCCUGAAGAGCCGAUUGAGCAUAUGUAA